This is a messenger RNA of Sipha flava (yellow sugarcane aphid), 606 nucleotides long. Its product is annotated as zinc finger MYM-type protein 1-like. The record is from RefSeq and is a predicted model, not a curated record. The coding region runs from base 1 to 606 and encodes 201 amino acids. The transcript has a single exon. Lineage: Eukaryota; Metazoa; Arthropoda; Insecta; Hemiptera; Aphididae.
AUGCGCAUUUCGUGUAAAGAUAAAAAUCUAACAUAUCACAUUGAAAAUCAAGCGUUAAAUGCUUCAUAUAUAAGUCCUAUGAUUAAAAAUAAUUUUAUAAAUAUAUGUGGAAAAAUUAUACAGGACCAGUUAGUUAACAAAAUUAAUCAGGCAAAAUGUUUUUCUGUAUUAGUCGACGAGUUAACUACUGACGUAUCGCGUGUUGAACAGCUGUCAUUGUGUGUACGUUAUUUAGAAAAUAAUUUAAAUAUUAAAAAAAAUGAAAUCAACAAUUAUGUAUUGAAAGAAGACUUCUUACAAUUUGUACCGGUAAAUUAUACCACUGGUCAAAAUUUGGCCACAGUAAUUCUAGUUACUUUAAAAAAUCUUGGUAUAAAAUGUGACUAUUUACUUGGCCAAGGCUAUGAUGACGCCACAGCCAUGAGUGGUAAUUUUAAAGGAGUACAGUCUGUUAUAAGAGAAGUACAUCCCGCUGCACUUUAUGUCCACUGUAGUGCACAUUCGUUAAAUUUAGCACUUACUCAUUCGUCAAACAUUCACCAUAUUCGAAAUUGUAUUGGAACAAUAAAAUCUGUAGGAAAUUUUAUUAAAAUAUCGGCUAAAUGA